AAAAUCGGCGAAAGGAAAUCCAAUGACGGUCUCACAUACGGAAGAACCAACGAGUAGUAGUGAAGGAACUGAGAAGGCCGGCAAAGACGAUUGUCUUCCACUCGGUCUUAAGGGAGGUUUUGGAGUACCUGCAAAUCUUCCUUUGGCCAACUGGAUUCCAGUCUGGAGCACAUCCGGUGCCAAUCAGAUCAUGACAUUUUGUUGCCUAAGGCAUCGCAGCUAAACAUUCCAUCACGUGGAUGCGGUCGAAACCGGCUUUGGAAAGUUCUGCCUCAGGCACUUAAUUCGGAUGUUUUUGGGAAAGUUCCCCCGUCGAACCUCCCGUUUUGCACAAUCUCCAACGUCGGGCCACUUCUGUUCAGCUUGACUGACAUCCUGCGAUCCCCCCCCUCCACUCCACCCCCGUCAAUUGGAAUCUAGGCCAGCUCCUCGUCGGAAUAAUUCAUCAUGUCCGCUCCUUCUCUUGCCAACUACAUCGUCAAGCGCCCAUGGCUCAAGAACUGGAUGAUGCCACUUGCCCAGUGGUACACCGACGCUGCCGGCUACAGGAAACUCGGUCUGAGAUUCGAUGACCUGAUUCCUGAGGAGAACGAUACCGUCCAGAAGGCCCUCAAGCGCCUUCCCCCCAAGGAGGCCUACGACCGUGUCUUCCGUAUCCGCAGAGCUUUCCAGUGCUCCGUGUCCCACACCCUACUCCCCGCUGCUGAGCAGACCAAGCCCUCCGAGGAUAUCGAGUACCUGGGCCCCAUCAUCCGCGAGAUCGAAAAGGAGCAGAAGGAGCGUGAAGACCUUGACAACAUGGUCGUCAAGCGGUAGAUGGCUUAUUCCCCACUGUAAUCUAGUCAUCAAAAAAA
This is a messenger RNA of Aspergillus ochraceoroseus IBT 24754, 854 nucleotides long. RefSeq names its product ubiquinol--cytochrome-c reductase subunit 7. The record is from RefSeq and is a predicted model, not a curated record. Gene Ontology annotation, biological process: mitochondrial electron transport, ubiquinol to cytochrome c. The transcript has 4 exons. NCBI's taxonomy places the organism in Eukaryota, Fungi, Ascomycota, Eurotiomycetes, Eurotiales, Aspergillaceae. Bases 448 to 816 code for a protein of 122 amino acids.